AUGAAAAUCGUCAUCGUCGGCGCCGGACUCGGCGGCCUGGCGUGCGCGAUCGCCUGUCGCCGCAAUAACCUCGACGUGCUCGUUCUCGAACAAUCAGCCCAGCUUCAACCGGUCGGUGCCGGGAUCCAGAUCCCGCCCAAUGGAGCCCGGAUCAUGCGCGAGCUCGGUCUUCUGGCGCAGGUGGAAGAACGGGGGUUGACGCUCGAGAGGAUGGAUCUGCGGCGGUACAGCGAUGGGAGCGUCAUUGCGUCAAUGCCGUGCGGCGAGACCGUGGUGAGGGAGUAUGGAGCGCCGUGGGUGGUGAUCCACCGGGCGGAUUAUCAUCAGAUCCUGCUAGACCAGGCCCAGAGUCUGGGAGUAGAGAUCCGCCUCGACGCUGCGGUGGAGAGAGUCGAUGUGGAGGAAACUGCUGUUGUGCUGGUGGGCGGGGAGGUGAUCGCAGGCGACGUGAUUAUCGGCGCUGACGGUCUCUGGUCCAAAGUCCGCGACUUCGUUCUCGACGACCCCGUCGUCCCGCAGGAAACAGGCGACAUGGCCUACCGAGCCACCUUCUCGCGCGCCCAGCUCUCCCCGCUGGACGAUACCGCAGUCACCGCGCUCUGCGACACGCGAGGUGUAACCGCCUGGCUCGGACCAGAGAGGCAUGCCGUGUUCUAUCCCGUCCGCGGUGGAGACGAGUAUAACCUCGUUCUGCUCCAGCCGGAUGAUCUGCCGGCGGCGGUGCGCACGACGCAGGGCGACGUGGAUGAGAUGCAGUUUGGGUAUCGGGGAUGGGAUCCCACGCUGCGGAGGAUGAUCUCAUGCAUUCCAUCCGUCCUGAAGUGGAAGCUAUGCCAUCUUCCGGAACUGCCGCGAUGGACCAAGGGGUCCGUCACCCUCCUCGGGGACGCGUGCCAUCCCACGCUCCCCUACCAGGCCCAAGGCGCCGCCAUGGCCGUGGAAGACGGCGCGGUAUUGGGCGCGUUACUCGGCCAUGUCGCCUCCGAGCCGGCCAAGGUCCCGUCUGUCCUUCAGCUCUACGAGGAUCUACGCAAGCCACGAACCACGCGCACCGUGCAGGGAGCCAUGCGCAACCGCGGCAGCUUCCACCUGGCCGACGGCAUCUUCCAACGACUCCGCGACCUGGUGCUGAGCGUGUCCGGGCUGACCCGAGAAACGGACUGGAUUGGCGUGAUGGCGUCUCGGCAACACGUCGUGCUCGGGUUCGACGUGCUGGCAGAGGUAGAACGCAGAAGACCCGAGCUGAAUCAUAUGUAG
Molecule: messenger RNA, 1257 nt
Organism: Aspergillus clavatus NRRL 1
Lineage: Eukaryota; Fungi; Ascomycota; Eurotiomycetes; Eurotiales; Aspergillaceae
Product: putative salicylate hydroxylase
Exons: 6
Coding region: 1-1257 (418 amino acids)
Biological process (GO): secondary metabolite biosynthetic process
Molecular function (GO): FAD binding; monooxygenase activity
Source: RefSeq, a predicted model, not a curated record